This is a messenger RNA of Trichomonas vaginalis G3, 456 nucleotides long. RefSeq lists its product as uncharacterized. The transcript has a single exon. The record is from RefSeq and is a predicted model, not a curated record. Lineage: Eukaryota; Parabasalia; Trichomonadida; Trichomonadidae. Bases 1 to 456 code for a protein of 151 amino acids.
AUGUUAGAUGAAAUUCAUAGACAAGAACGUGAAGAGAUGGAAAAGAAACUUCAUGCAAAAGAUGAAGUCAUUGAAGCAAAAGACAAAAACAUUCAGAAAAGAAUACCACGUUCGGUACCAAAAGGAAAGGAAAAGAACUAUAAGUAUAUGAUUUAUACUGAAGAGAUGGAAAAUGAAGAAGACAGAGAUAUGGUUAUGUUGCAUUUAGUCAGAAGAAACAACAAAAGCUUUUACGACCUUGCUAAGAUUUACAAAUCUGACAGAAAUUGGUUCUAUCGCGAAAACUUACCGAUUUCAAUGACACCGAAUGAAGAUGUGAAACAAAUAGUUCAAGAUACGUUACCUCAAACACACUAUGAUAUUAAAGGUUGUACAAUACUUACCUUCAAAGAAGACUUACCGCUACUGAAAGAAAAAAUAACAGAGUAUUUUGACAACUUCAAACAAGCAGAGUAG